Messenger RNA from Hevea brasiliensis (rubber tree), 3000 nucleotides. RefSeq names its product 60S ribosomal protein L5, mitochondrial-like. Gene Ontology annotation, biological process: translation. The record is from RefSeq and is a predicted model, not a curated record. The transcript has 5 exons. NCBI's taxonomy places the organism in Eukaryota, Viridiplantae, Streptophyta, Magnoliopsida, Malpighiales, Euphorbiaceae. Gene Ontology annotation, molecular function: RNA binding; structural constituent of ribosome. The coding region runs from base 2074 to 3000 and encodes 308 amino acids. Gene Ontology annotation, cellular component: ribosome; cytosolic large ribosomal subunit.
UCUCUUUGCGAUUAUCAGUCUAAACCAACAUAUCUUAUUGAUUGUCGCUUAUCGGCUGUAACAUAUCUGAUUGUUUUCGCAUAUCAGUUGUAUGCCUUAGCAACGAGGCAGCACCACUAUCCGAAAUUAGGGAUUUCGGAUAAGAAAUCUUAACACCUAAUUUGGACAGAUAGUGCUGAGCCAACCUAGCUACUUCUGUGUCGGCAAUGACCACAUCAUCACCGAGUACCCCAUAACGAUCGAAAUAACGACCUGGGUACGCCUCCUGCGCGCAGUGCCAAAUCAAAAGAUGAUUUGACAAAGCGAACAAGGGCCAAGACGACAGAUAUCCGAGGGGUUUCCCUGCUGUAAAUGUCACUUGAGAGUGCUUCUUUCUCUGGUGACACGUCUCCGUUUAUUUUUUGUCUUUUUUGCGGUCAUUACACACUGUUUUCUGUCUACUGUUAGGUCGUUGCAGUUUGUGUUCAGUCUUAUAUUGAGUCAAUGCCAGAGAUUAGUUUUCUUCAUCAAGUUCUUUUGUUUGAGCCCUAUAUAUUCCAAUGAUGUUGUGGAUAGAAGUUUGCAGGCCUCAAAUUGGGCUUUAACUGUAAGUAAGUGCAAAAACAAGAGCAAGACUAAAGAGGAGGAAUGUAGGGACCAAAGGUCUAGAAUAGAAUGGGGAAACGAGCAGAAGCAUAAUUACUUAAGAAGCAUUUAUAGGUAGGGAGCAAUUUAGGCGGACCUGACCUUGAAGUCUUGAAGUCCAGUCAGCACAUCAAGAUUCGACAUUUUCUGCAUAACCUGGAAAAAUCCAUGCGAAAGGUUGAUCCAUCUUCUGAAACAUAUGCAGAAACCAAUCUGGCAGUCUUAUCUUCAGCCAUCAACUGUGCUGAUCAGCAAAAGCAAAUAGGAGUCCUCAAAUUACGUAGGUGAUUACCAAGAAGAUUGAAUCCUCUGAGAGAGAAUGGAUUCAGAGUCUAAUAAGUAAUCCCCGAUUAUAUAUAUAUUUCUCGCGGAGAACGGGGAAUAAUCCGGAAAGGAAAAUCGUUGUCCGGUUCCGGUUUCGGGGAUCUUUUUUGAUUAAUAGACUAGAGGAGGAAAGAAAGUACAAAAUGCUACUAUGACACCCGCCAAAGAUUUUCAUUUCUUACUCAUUCUGAACGAUAGUUCAAAAAAAGGUAUUAAUUCGAACACAAUCCAUGAGCGGCUUUGCAGUACCUUUGAAUGUAAAUCAGUCUUGAUAGCACAAGGAGAAGCAAAGAAAGAAGACACCUUCCAUUAUGAUUUUUUUUGUGGAGUAAAAUGAAAAUCUUUUGAUUCAUCCAAAAGCACCUUCCUAGCAAGAAAGAUCAAAACUUUGUUCGAGGACAUGGAAUGUGACAUUCAAUUCAAAAAAGGGUGGGGACCGAUCUGUAUCUACUUCUUGUCCGUACAGGAUUUUAUAGUUUAUGGUGGUUAUUCAAAAGAAGAGAUAAUAGCGGUGGCACAUGCCACACGACGCCAUAAACGCCAAAACCCACUGAAAAAUCGUAAUUUUAAUAAUAAUAAUCAAUCGUUCGGUUGUAAAAGCAGCUUCGUCCCCAAGAGCGGGAGAUGGUUGAUCAACUGGAAUUGGUUGGUUAAACGAACCGUUUUCGUAGCUCUCAUUUUUCAAGGUAUCGGAUAUCUAUUUGAAACAUUGAUUAAGCCGUACAUCCCCAUAAUCGUUCUAUUUCUAUGUAGUGUCUUUCAUUUCAUAUUUGUUUUUUUAUGGUCCAUAUUCAUUGGGGAAAUAGACGAAACGGCGCCUGGGCCACAACCGUCGCCACAACCGGCGUUAACCCCUAUUGAAAAUAGAUAUUUCGUUUUUCUUAUUUUGUUCAUUCUUUAUAUUCUAGUAGAAAGAUAAGAAUUGAAUUAUGGAAUUCUCUUCUGCGCUCCUAUACGCCCUCUGUGCAGUGACCAGAGGUCCGCCAUCUAACCGAAGCUAUUGCAUUGUUUGCCCGCCUUUCUGAUCUCAUUCGUAUUCCAAUCUUCAGUCUUCUUUCUUACAACUAUCUUUUUGAAGCAGAUAGUUCACAGUGCUUAUUCUAUAGAUACUGUAAAAGCCACCUCAUGUUUCCACUCUAUUUUCAUUACGAAGAUGUAUCACGUCAGGAUCCGUUGCUCAAACCGAAUCACGCCAACGUUAUGGAAGUUCCUGGAUUGUGUGAAAUAAGAGUAGUACCAAAGGCACCUUAUGAUUUCAUAAUCAAAAAUGGAAAAUUGGCUAUGGAGAUUCCAUGCGGUCAGAAAUUCAUACAGACACAAAGGGGUUCGACAGGAAAGUCGUUUCGAUCCAAUCCAUUCUUGGGGUCAAAUAAAGACAAAAAAGGAUAUGUCAGUGACCUAGCACGACAAAGCACUCUCCGAGGGCAUGGAAUGUCUAAUUUUUCGGUCAGAAUCUCGACAGUAAUGUCUCUCUUAGAUUCUCCGGUCGAAAUACGGGAAAACUCCAUUCAAUUCUCGAUGGAAACGGAGUUUUGCGAAUUCUCCCCAGAACUGGAAGAUCAUUUCGAGAUCCUCGAACAUAUUCGAGGGUUCAAUGUGACUAUUGUCACUUCGGCCAACACACAAGAUGAGACUUUACCACCGUGGAGCGGCUUUUUCAAAAAGAUGAGGGGAAAGAUAAGACGAAAGCUUUAUAAAGACUUUUGUAAAGAUCCUCCUAGUGAUAUGCGGACAAACAUCGUUAUAAGUUGUCCAAGUUGCCAAAAAAGAGUUCCUUUGCACGACAUCUCGAGGUCCUUUGAUGGGCAUAAAGAAAUCGUCUUGGUAGCAACCACCAAACCAAUAGAACAAGGCUUAGCUCUGCAGCUGGUCCAUAAGCAAGGUGAUUUCAAGAAUCAACCAACCGAAAAAUCCGUAGCCCAGGCGCAGCGAAGCCAAAUUCAAUCAAGGCAAGGGGGGCUUACUUUUCCUGACACUGAGUCAUCCUAUUCAAAUUUAGCUAUGCUAAUGGAACAGGAAAAGUUUUCAGAUGAUAUGGACCCCAAGAGAUGA